Drosophila busckii is the source of this 11326-nucleotide messenger RNA. It is a transcript of the gene Vps13B, whose product is annotated as vacuolar protein sorting-associated protein 13B. The record is from RefSeq and is a predicted model, not a curated record. Bases 109 to 11289 code for a protein of 3726 amino acids. Lineage: Eukaryota; Metazoa; Arthropoda; Insecta; Diptera; Drosophilidae. The transcript has 15 exons.
UGUUUUUAUUCAGGCAUAAAAUCAACACAAAAUUAACAGAAUGUGCAUUGCAUUACUUACCGUGGAGACCAAUUAACUGAGAAGCCCAGUACGAAGUUAAGCUGCACCAUGUUUAAGCUGGAAUCGUAUAUUACACCAAUAUUGCUAAACUACGUGGCGAAAUAUGUUAAGGACUUACGCGAUGAAGACGCACAGGUAUCGCUAUGGGAGGGUGAGGUGACAUUUCAGAAUCUGGACCUACGUCUGGAUGUGCUGCAAGAGGAGCUAAAUUUACCUAUUGAGCUGCUCUCCGGGCACAUUCACGAGCUGAGCAUUCAAGUGCCAUGGACAAAGCUAAUGUCAGAGCCAGUCCGCAUUGUGAUAAACACCAUAGAGUUUGUGGCGAAACUUCCCGACGAAGAAAGCAAAAAAAGCCGAGCAACAUUAUUUCGCGAUCAGCGAAGGAAACUCAAAGGCAGUCGGGCUGAGCUAGUGGAACCUGCGCCACCGCAAGCGGGCGCUACUAACUCUAAUACAGUCAACAAAAUCAUCAACAAUAUCAAUGUGCAAUGCCACAACAUUAUUCUCAAGUAUGUGGAAGACGACAUAGUUGUCUCCAUGAAUGUGCAGUAUUUAAGCUUCACGCCCGCCAAUGAAAAAUGGCAAAAUGGCAUGGUAGAUGUGCAUCCGGUGAAUGUGUGCAUGCGCAAGCUCCUGCAAAUUUCCGAUCUAACCAUAUGUCUGGACCAACGCAAUCCUGCGGGACGCAUUGACGUGUGCCAGGAGCCGGUGCUUUAUCGCUGUACGCUGGAAUGCCGCGUGCUGCGCAAACAUAAUAUUAACACCAUGAGCACCACAAGCACCACACGUAUAGGCGUCUUAACCAAAUCGCUCGACAUCAAUGUAUCCUCGCUGCAGCUGCCGAUGGUAAUGAGGCUUAUUAAAAUGCUCCUCGAUCUCAAGCCCGCCGACAUGGAUGAGGACAUAUUUACAAUUGAUGAACCAACGAUUGCACCUAGCGCUAGCCAACACCAAAAUCGAGAGGAACGCAAUACUGUCUUUCAAUGGGCUUGGAAUCUGCUGCCAAGGCUUACCGAUACCGGCGGAAGUCUGGAUUCAGGGGAUGUCAUUGGCCAUGCCUUCGAUGUGGGCGUCUAUGCAGAGCAACUCAACUUUAUGCUCAAGAACUCCGAGUAUUUUAUAGACCAGGCCAUGGGCAGCAUCAAACGAAUCAAAUACACGCCCAUUUUGCGCAUUAGCUUGGGCGGAAUUUACUAUGAACGCUCCCAGCUGAAGGAGGUAGACUGGGCGAAUGUGCGAGCGGGUCUGUCAAGCAUUUACAUGGAGCCAUUGGGCCCCUAUCGCAGCGACGAUCCCAUAGACCGAAGUUUACUGAAUACCAAAGAGUAUCAGAAUGAGCGUGCGUAUAUAGACAAGAGCCUGUUUGAUGAGUAUUACACGUUUGCGGAUCGAGCCUGGUGCAGCAACAACUAUGAUGAUUACUUCUCACGCAUUACGGAUGAGUAUAUGCUCUUCCGCAGUCCGGUAAUGGCCUUUGACAUUGUCGAAUAUCGCUCCUCGAGGACCAUGCCUAAGCAAGCAGCAGAAGUUGCAGCAUCAUCGGUGACCAACGAGUUGAAGGACUUUGGACUGCGUGUUAAGUACCGUCUGCUGUCCGCUGGCAUAACAUUCCAUUUUUCGCAGUCGUUUCUUCAGGUUAAAAAUGUAAUUAGCGAUUUAGUCUGCUCACUCAAUUACCAAGGAAUUCAUGCAGACUCCAAUAAUGACAAUGAACCGACCGUCGUGACCACCCAUCAGGAAUAUGCCAACGAGUUUAUGACCUACAAGGACUUUGAGUAUCUCAUUGGCUUCAUGCCCACCUGUAACUAUAAAAUCGAGCUGCGCGACAUGAAUGUGCAAUUCUAUCCCCUAACCAAUCAGGCCAGUCACGAAAGUCUAUCCAUGCUGCCCUACCUGCGACUUAGAGUGCCACUGGCCACGGGCAGCGUUUGCGGGCCAGCGAAUCCAGAGCGCAUUGUGCAGUUGAUCACCCAUCUGCAGGACAAGCCGCGCGAGAUAGUCGACUCCUGUUAUCUCACCUACGAGUUUGAUGUGAAGGAUCUAACGUUUACAGCGCUCAACACUUCGCCGGAGCAGCACAAUGCCAAGCUGAUCAACAUACCACGCAUGACGUUUCAGUAUAAUCGUCUAUUGAUGCCCGAGAAAUGGCGCACCAAUGUGGCAGCGCUGGAAUCAGCAGUCAUCACCGCCGAAAUCAUUAACAUGGAGUUCUCGAAGCGCGAAUUUUUGAUUGCCCAGCGCAUCAUAUUAAUGUGCAUUAGCUACAAGCCCAACGAGUUAGCAGCGCUGGCCACAGCAAUUGCCGAAACAAGUCCCUCCGCCGAUGUCAUCAGGCUGCAGACGCUGAUCAGCAAGCUGCGUCUGGGCUAUCGCAAAUAUCAUACCCACCAUGCCAUGCUCGCAUCGGUGCGCAACAUCAAUGCGGAUGUGCAUCACAGUGUGAUGAAUGUGCGCAAUGUGGUGUUCUCCACCAACAAAGGCGUAACCAACAAGUGGAUGGAGCUGCAGCUGCAGUUUCCCAUACCAGAGAGCGCAGCACAAGUGGAUCCACCGCCCAGCACAGUGGUCUGCUUAUGGCUGGAGAGCUUUCGGCUUACGCUCGAUGUCUAUUUGCUGCAGUUCCUCAAAUCCUUUGUCCAGUCCAUCGAAUGCACCGAAACUGAAACGGACACAGAUCAGGACGCUCCGUCAGAACGACAAAAUUCCUUUUCAAGCUUAUCGGUUACCUCAGCUGCGGCGUUUAAAAUGUCUAUAAAUGAGUUACAAGGGCGUCGCUUCAGUCGUCCCAGUCGUAAGAUCUCCAUACCAGAGGAGACAGUGCACGCCAGCUCGGAUCGGGACGAGAAGCACGCAAUUACGUUUGUUGUAAAUCCCGUCGCAACGCAGGCGCCGGAAACAGCGAAGCGAGACUAUGUAGCUCUUGUUGAGCGACUCUCCACGGUUGUCAUAUUCGUGGAGUCCGCCCAGAGCAGAAUUGAUGUGUGUGAGCUGAUGCGGCGCAAGAAGAGCGAGCAUAUAACGAUGGAGUAUACAUCUAUACAAUUGCCACGAGUGAAGAUCAAAUCCAAUUUCAGCUCAGUCGUUUCGCGUGGCAAUAUACGCUUGCUAGUGAAUCCUGCCAUCAAAUCGGAUCAGCCGUUCAACUGGAUAUUGGAGUUCAAUGAUUUCAUUAUACGCUAUCGCAAGGGCUCGCAAACGGAGACGCUGAUGGCGCCUGUGCGCACAACAGUCACAUUGGUCAUAUCACAAAAGAAACUGGUGGUGCCUGAAAGCAACGAUUCUAAGCAAUCGACCGAUGAAACUGAAUCUCAACCUUUCAGUUCCAUAUCAAGUGUUGCAGACUUAAAAAAAGUUGAUUGGGCUAAUGAAAAUGCUGAAACGGAAUCGGAUAAAGUGGUUACUUGGUGUGUCAAUGUGCACAUUGAUAUGUCAGCUAUAUGUUUCUAUGGACAUCGUUUGAAGCUGCUGCAUGAACACUUUGGCAUACUUUGCACCAUGUACACAUCGUUCCGCAUGUCUAGUUACAUGCUCAAUUGCUCCAAAACUGCAGAUAACACUCGACUAGAGAUAUACACUGGAAGUGCACAAAAUCAGCCCCUCAUUAAGGAGUUUCUGGAACUUGAGCCCGCGACACACAGUCCCAAAAGGAACAAAGCUGACAAGAAUGAAGAGACUUUUAUAUUUUUCGGACAGUGGACUAUACCGCGCAUUUCAUUGGAAAUGGAAAGCUUUGGCAAUGGUAAACACCGCCGCGUAACGUUAAACUUUGAGGAUUUGCUAUUUAAUGUGGACAGACAUGACAGCUUUAAUAAAGUGACUGCCAAAGUGGAAACCCUGGACCUCAACUACUUCACAGCCAAGUCGCCUAAUGAAUGGACACAAAUGGAUAGCUUUCAGAUAAAUACGCUUGGCGAUAGCUCCAACUUGCCGCUGCUCAAUGUCGUCAUAACCACAGUCAGUCUGAGGGACUUCUAUCAGAAAAUUGGUGCAAGUGAUCUGUUUCACAAAGAACGUAGCAUAACGGAGCUGCUCAUUGAUGUGCAACCCAUCGAAAUGGUGCUCGACCUGGAUCAGUUGACCGAGUUCUGUAUACCGCUGUGUGAGCUGCUGGAUUACGUGCGUAAAAACAACCCUUACCAAGGCUCCAAUGCAAGUCGACCCUCUCAAUACAAAGAUACAAUUAAAACCGUGCAACAAAUGCCCAUAGUACAUUUAAAUAGCAAAGGAAUUUUCAUUUAUGCCCCACUCGAGACCGAGAAACAAUGCUGCAGUGUUUUAGUGCUGCAGAUUGAGAGCAUUAGGCUUACACCAAAUUUGGAGAACCCCUUGGUGCGUCAGCUUAUACGCCCGGAUAUCUAUAGCAAGGCCGCCGAGUUGAAUAUGCUACACACACCCGGCUCCUUGGUGGAGGAUCGUCAGUAUGAACUAAGUGUGCGCAAAAUAUCGUUAUCCUCCGGCAAUUGGCAGCAGACGCAGCAGCAUCGUAUGGCCGAGACACGCGCCAAUGAAUACGAUAACCCAGCGUUUGAGUGGAACAAUCAAUUGGGCUCCGAUGCGCUCUUGAAAUGGGACAUAUUCAAAGAUUUUGAUUUUAUAACCGUAUUUGCGCCAGCCAUUAGCUAUGAAAGGUUUCUAGUUUGCGGCCAGAGCAUUGAGUACAAUUGUGUAUCCGAUUUUGUGGCUUCGCUGAAUUCACCACAAAUUAAUCUGAUUUCCUGUUUCAUAGUGCGGGUCCAACGCUUGCAAGGGAUAUUAGAGGAAAGCUGCUUGAAGGAUUUACGCAGCGUGUCAACUUCUAGAGCUAACAGUAGCGUAUUGAUACCAAUGGAGAGAAAAAAAUUACACUCCAUCAUGUCGCCACCGCGAACGAACUUUCAAACGCCGGAGACGAAGAGCAGCGAAACAUUUGUCGGCUCCUGCCAGAGUGACUCUGGCAUUUACAUAGCCAAAGGCGUGUCCAUUAUAUCUUCGAUCACUAAUUCAAUAAUACCCAGAACCAGUGAAUUGAUCGUCAGCCGGCGGUUCUAUCCGCGCAGCAUUUCUUUUGUGGCGGGCAUCUUUGCGUUGAGGCUUUAUGAUGCUGUGGAGCUGGAGCAGCAGCUGAUAUUGCGGCCGCUGAUGCUGGUGACGAUUUCGCAGCCAAGCUUUAUGACCACGCAGAAUCUACGCAAAUCCGUUACGCAGGGCUCCUUGUUUGACUUUACCGUACAUGUGCCCGGCGCGCAAUCACCGCCGACGUCCAUUAGCGAUGAAUGUUUCAGUGAGUCUGUCAUAUUCACAAUGCCCGGCACAUUGGGCAGCUCUGGCAUACCGUCGCCCUUGCUUACGUUCAAGCUGAACCGCGAUCGCCAUCAGCAGAAAGAAAUGGAUCUGGAGCUGCUCAAGCCUUUGGUAAUGCGUCUCUGCGAGAGCACAGUGCGGCAACUGAUCAGCGAUGUAGUGCGCAUCAAUACGGUGCUGCAUGAGAGUCCUUGCUUUGCCCUGCGCAGCGAGCGUCCAGUGGUGCACACGACGCCCCUGCGCCAGCUCAAGCUGACCUGCUUCAACAGGGAUCGCGUCAAUCUGCGCUGUGACAGCCUCACGAUUAAGUUCUAUGACCACGAACGCACCUAUCAGUUCAACGCCAUUCUUCGCGACUUUAAUGGCAAUCUAAAGUUCAAUCUGCGUCCGCAUAAGGCGGCAGUCAAGGCCACGUUGGGCGCCUUCUUUAUACAAGCGGGCGACAAGAUCCUAUUGCAUCCGCUGCUAAUGCGCUUAUCGGCGGAUCUAUUAAGCGAACCUUGGUGCGAUCAGCUGUUGAUUUGCGCCACGCUCAAGCUCAAUGUGCUGCAUGUGGAUGCAGGCGUCUUCACCAUGUUGCAUUUGCGCAAAGCGCGUGCGGGUUUCGAUAGAACUAUGGAGCAUGCGCGCCUCGAGUGGUCAGGCUUUCUACAGCAGCGUCCCAGUCUGGGCAUGCCGGAAGAAGUGUCGCCAGAGCUGCUGGCACUAUACACGCCCUCCAAGGCGGAAAUACAACGCGCCAAGCUGACGCAGAAGCCCAAGGUAGAGUUCUAUCAAGACGAUCUGAGAGCUGGCGCCUUUCAGUUUGUCUACUUGAACUCGGACAACAUGCUGCCCAUGCCGUAUCAGGUGCAGAUCAUCAAAAAGAACUACGGCAUCAUCUGCUGGCGCUAUCCACAGCCACGUCAAAUGAAGCACAUACAUAUCUAUCCGGUGCCAAUGCCAGUGGAUAAUCCCAUACAUAUCAGAUGCCGCAUGGAGUAUUUUAGCGAGACACACGAGACUUUCUUGUACUACUGUGACUUCGAGCUCUCCGAGCAGACCAGCAAGCAUAUCAAUCCACCAGAGCGUCAGAUUAGCGCCAACAUUUGGCGCGUUGUCAUAAUGCAGUCGUUGGUAUCUGUUGAUGGCACUUGCUUCGAACCUGACUCCGAUGAGGAUUUGCAAUCGAUCGACAGCUGCCGCGUGGUGCACGACUUCAAGGGCAAUGUGGACAAUGAUUUUGUGCUGCAUCCCAAAGUGCUGGUGGGCUGCAUGCGCAUUGACACCACCUUCCAGGCAGAGCUAGUGCCAAAGCUGCAAUUUCUGCUCGCCUGCCAGGACAUUGAGCUCAAUUUGCUCAAUCAACCGGAUGCGUAUGAUGUGCUGCCGCCCGAGCUGGACAGCUAUAAGCUCAAGAGCACCACGCAAAUCUCACAAAACUUUCUCACCCUGCACGUGAGCAAUCUGCAGCUGCAUACGGAAAUGUACAAGCCAACUGAUUAUAGCGUCGAGUUGAACUUUCGCAGUCGCAUCAAGUGCCUGGACUCGGGCUUUCUCAACAUGAUCGACGUCAUGGAGCCCAUGAGCUUCCAGAGCUAUGUGCGCUACGUGGGCUGCCUGCGCAAGAUGCAAGCCAACUUUGUGCUGGACAAGCUGCGCUUCAAUUGCAGCGCGUGUGUUAUACAGACGCUGUACAGCGCCAAGCAGCACUGGCAGGAGGUGCUGCAGCAGCGCGAGGAGUUGCAUACGUUGAUGCCCAAGUGCGUCGUCGUCAAUCGCCUGCAGUUGCCCAUAACUUUUGGCCAGAGCGGCACUUCGGAGCGCAUUCAAUUGGCUCCGCAGCAGCUGCGUCUCUAUCACUUUUGCAGCGAUUUUCACACCCAGGAGCUGACCUUCUACGUGGAGAAUCCAGAGACACAGCAGCUGGAGGCCAGCAGCUCAGUGCAUAUAGCAUUCAAGUUUGAGGAGGAGCAGCGCGUGCAUCAGCUGCGCAUUGGCCAGCGUUGCAUAACCAUCAAGCAGGCCAAGCUGUCGGCCACACAGGUGUACAUAUUGGUCAAGGGACAGAUUGAGCUGCUGAGCAUGGUGCCGUAUGAGCUGCUAGCCGAGUUUCGUGUGGAAGACGAGCCAGACAAGGAAGCGCUGGAGCAUGUGCUGGCAGCCAAGGGACGCGCCUCCUUCUGCCAUCAAGUGAUGCGGCAAACAAACAUAAAUAUGCGACUCAACCUCAGCGCUGGGCAGGCCAAGGGACGCACUGGCGACAUUCCACUGAAGACCAACAACAGCCUGCCCUGGCUAGUCAAGGUGCCCACACAGUCGGCACAGCAGUUCAUCAGCCUGUGGGUGCGCAUAUUGCGCGAGGAUAUUGCGCUGACAGGCGUGCAGGACGAUUUUCAGCCACAGCGCAUACUCGUGAGCAUUUGGCCCAUCUUUGAGAUUUGCAAUUUGCUUAACUGUGCGCUGCAGGCCACAGAGAGCAGCACGGAGAGGCCUUUGGCCAUUGACGCCGCGGGCGGUCGCCUGGCGCUCAGCACAGCCACCACACAUGCCACGGAGCAUCGCGUAAAGUUUUCAUUUCCCUGUGCCUUGGGCGACGCCUCGCAAAGCGAAUACACUUUUAUGCUCAAGACCAUGGACUGGCACAAGUUCUUCCACUACGACGAGCAGGCUUGGAGCAUUGAUCAAGCGCUGCACAAGCUGAGCAAGAAGUCCACAACGAAAUGGCCACUGGACGAUGACGAAGAGCUGCGCGUUGAGCGUUGCAGUAAAGUUCAGAACAUGUGCGAUGUGCAAUAUCGCGUGGGUGCCACUCGUGAGUUCAGCUGCACGCAAGGGCUGGAUAUUGCCGCCUGGGGCAUGUUCAUCAAUGCCACGGAGCUGGACAUAGCCAUUGGGCUUGCCAAGGGGAAUACACGCGUCUCGCUCAAAGCCAACUGCUUGGAAAUGGUGCCAGCAUUAAAUCAACUGUUUACCAUUGAUGUGCCGUUUGGCUCCAGUUGGUUGAGCUCGUCGCCCAUUUGCUUGGAGGACGUCAGCCCAGGCAGCAAUGUGCGGCAUUUGCAGCUGCGCCCCAAUUCGCACAUAGAUCUGGUCGUGCUGCGCAAUGAGGAAGUGGUGCGCAUGCUGCUGGAGUUCAGGCUGGAGGAUGGACGACGCGUGUUCAAGCUGCGCUCCAAGUUUGUGCUAACCAACUUCACAGAUGUGCCGCUGCAGGCGUUGCCGCUGACCAUGGACCACAAGGAGAGCUCCAAUCGCGAGGAGGUGACCAAGCUGGACUUCAUCAGGCGGCUACGCACGCUCAACUGUGUUGAGCCGCUGCAGCAACCCAUUGGCAUCAGCACAAAUGUGUUUUUUGAUUUGAAGGCGCGCAAGUCGAAGCACAGCAGCGACACGGCCUUUGUGUACUUCAUCUGCUUCACAGUGCUUGGCAGCCAGGAUAUAUCCAUACCCAUACCGCUAACGCUGCCAUUUACGCGUCGCUGCUUUAGUCUGCAGCAUGGCAGCGAGUCCAUUGCCUUGAUCGUCACGUUGAUUGAAAGACAAAAUGUUUAUUAUCUGAGCGUGUUCAAGGACACGGCGCCAGCGAUUAUCCUAAGCAAUAACACCAAUGUCAAGUUUGUUGUGGCCCAGACGAGCGCCUCGGGCAACAGCAAUGUCUCCUGCACCAGUCCCGAGCUGGCGAGCAAGCACUUUGACUGGAAUCAGCUGGUGGCGCCCUCUAGCAAAUGCUACUAUACGCCACCCCAAAUGUACGCCAACUUUCCGGACGUCGACUUUACAGUGUGCAAUCUUUCCUUGGCAGUUUACAAUGAGCCUGGCGCAAGUGGCAAGCGUAAGUACAGCUGGUCCAAGCCCAUACGCACGGACAAGUCCUGGAAGAAGUUUCUGCAUGUGCCCAGCCAUGGCGACGUUAAGGUCGUAGUCUGUGAUAAGCACCGCGUUAUACGCGUCAACAUCUACUACAUAGCGCAGCAGCUGGAGUUUUCUGUCAAGGAUCUGCGCUCGCGCUUCAACGAGGCGCCGACAUCGCAGACGCCGCGUGACAGCGAGAUCGAGAAGCUGCCGCUGCGGGAAGCGGACAGCGAGGCAGCGCUGAUAAGCGUUGAUUGCGCGCACUUCAAGGAGGAGUGUGACCCUAAGAUGCAGCUGCAGCUGCGUUUGCUCAUCAAGAGCUUCGUCUUCAGCCUGCAGACGGCGCAUGCGGAGCGAGACUAUCUAAAGACCGAGGUCUGCAAUAUGUAUGCGGAUGAUCUGAUGCUGGUCUAUGACGAGAUCGAUGACGAUGACCAGCGCUCGCUGCGCCUACUCAUGCCCAAUCUGCAAGUGGAUAACCAGCUCUACUCCAGCGGCAAAUAUGACUUUCCCGUGCUGCUCUGCGCUCAGCAGUUGUACAAGCGCACAGCCUGCCUGCCUCUGGUCUACGAUCUGAAUGCGGUGUACGAGCGGCAAGCGGCGCAAACUCAACCCCAGACGCUGCUCAGCUUUGUGUUCUACCAGGACGAGCUGGCACUGCAGUCGGUGCACUGUCGCUUCCAGCCAUUCCGUGUGUAUAUAGAGGAUGCCUAUCUCAAUCGUCUGCUGGACACGCUGGUCGAGUGCGAGCCAUCCAAUUGCACUUACACGCCGCGCGUGCAAAGCUCGCGCAUGCAGCUGGCCUUGGGUCAGACGCUGUUGCCAGAUCUGGUGGUGACGCAGGCGUUGUACAUAUCGGAGCCACUGCGUCUGAACAGCUUUUGCGUGGAGCCGCUUAGCCUGCUGCUCUCGGUGCACACAUCCUCCAGACUGUACAUAGCAUUGGAUCACUCCCCGCUCUCCUUUUCGCGCUACGAGCGUCAGCAGCUGCUCACGGUGCCGCUGCGCUUUGGCCAAUCCCUGGGUCUGCAUUAUCUGAGCGGCGCCAUUUUCGGCGCCGGGUGGGUGGUGGGCUCACUCGAAAUCCUUGGCAGUCCCAGUGGCUUGGCGCGUUCGCUCAGCACUGGUCUGCGCGAUUUCAUAUCCAUGCCAGUGGAGGGAUUAUUCCGCGGACCUUGGGGCUUUCUGGUGGGCGUUACGCAAGGUUCGGCGUCGCUGCUGCGAAAUGUAACAGCGGGCACUGUCAAUUCGGUUACCAAGCUGGCGGGCAGUGUAGCACGCAAUCUGGACAGAUUAACGCUGGAUUCGGAGCACAUUGAACUAACCGAGGCGCGGCGUCGUGCGCGUCCACAAGGCUUUGCCGACGGCCUUACGCAGGGCUUGACGGGUCUUGGCAUAAGUCUGCUGGGAGCUGUGGGCGGCCUGGCGCAUCAUACGCUGGAGGCGCGCAGCUCUGUGGGCGUCAUCGCGGGUCUCACCAAGGGCAUAGUUGGUGCCUUGACCAAGCCGCUAAGUGGCGCUGCUGAGAUGCUGGCGCUCACCGGACAGGGCGUGCUGCAUACAGUUGGCUUCAAUACCAUGCCGCAACAGGUGGAGCCCAGUGUGACGCGCAAUGUGGCCUUGCACUUUAGCUCCUACCGCAUUUGGCGUUUCCUGCCUGCUCAGCUAAGCACGGAUCAGAUCCUAUUCUUCCAGGAGAUCUCCUUAAAGGGCACUGAGCAGCUGCGGCCGGCGCUGCUGUUCUUAACGUCCACUGUGCUGGCCAUCAUGGAGCUGGAGUGCGAUGUGCUGACCUUUGUUUCGCCUGUGGCCAAGGUUGAGGUCGUGCCAGAUCGAGAGGAUCCAAGCAAACUCUACUUGAGCCUAAAGACCGAGCAGAGCAAUGAGCAAGGCCAAUUAAAUUAUAUCAACGAGCGCAUCAUAAGCUUUCUGCAUGCCUCACGCUCACAGGUGAUGACCAGCAGCAACUCACUGAGCGAUCUGCUGCAACUGCCGGACAGAGAUCAGGACGAGCGUGUGCAGCGGCAGUCUCAGUGCACUUUAUAUAUCAAAGCCAACAUUGGUGAACAUCUCGUGAACUACAUCAAGGUCAUCGACCAAAUGUGUCCCAACUAAAUGUGCUUCACUGUAUUAAAAUUGUAUAGCCACCAAA